Schistocerca americana (American grasshopper) is the source of this 1423-nucleotide messenger RNA. RefSeq lists its product as uncharacterized. The record is from RefSeq and is a predicted model, not a curated record. NCBI's taxonomy places the organism in Eukaryota, Metazoa, Arthropoda, Insecta, Orthoptera, Acrididae. The coding region runs from base 101 to 931 and encodes 276 amino acids. The transcript is spliced from 3 exons.
UGCCGCUAGGCGUCUCUGCCUGUACAAACAAGAUCAGUGAGCUUCCUUGCGUUAGUAAGUUUUUGUUUGUGGUCGUUACAAGUUAAUUUGCGCAGAAAAUAUGACUAGAAAGUGGCCGUCGUACCUUGUCAUUCAUUUCUUAGAGUUAUAUGAGCAACGACCCUGUCUGUGGGAUCACAAAAGUCCAUUGUACAAAAAUAGGAAUUUGAGAGAAGAAGCUUUACAGGAAAUAGUUGAGGCUAUGAGUGAAUAUGUACGCAAUUUUGAUGUUAACAUGGCGAAAGCAAAAAUACGCAGUCUCCGGAAUGCGUACAUGUUGGAACUCCACAAGGUUUGGCGUUCAAACAGAAACGCAGAGUCUCCUGACGAUAUUUAUACCCCGACAGUGCCUUGGUUUCCUAUUGCUGACCGCUUCCUGAAGUACGUCGUUGAAACAAGAGAACCGAGAAGUCCUCAGGAGUUGGGAGACGGUGAGGGGAAGCCGAUGCCACAGGAGGGCUCGACGCUGGACGCGUCGUUCUUUGCGGAGGCGGCCCUGGGCAGCAGCAGUGUGCGGUCGCCUGCUGUCCCGAAUGGCGCAUCACGGGAGGACCCGCUGGAGGCGGCGCGCAAGCGCAAGAUCUCGCUGCAGCGCGAGGAGCUCCCCAAGAAACUAAAGCUGGUCAACAUCUCGGACACAGUGAGCAAGGCGGUGAGCUCGUUGCAUCGCGCAGUGGACGCGAUGCAGCAGGCGACGGCGCGGGGCGGAGGCGCGUCGGCGCCGUGUGACGAGUCGGAGGCGUUUGGCCGGGUGGUGGCGGCACACCUGCGUGCACUGCCGGUGGCCAUGGCACUAGAUUGCCAGGCCGACAUCCUCAACUAUCUGUUAGAGCAGCGGCGCAGUGCCCUGCCGGGGGCGGCAGGGGCGGCCGCUCCCGGGUCGUCGACGUGAGAUGGCUGCGGUGCCUAUGCAGGAGUACCAGACUGGCAAUGGACAAAUCAGAGGAGCAGUCGAUGUCAGAAUUAGGACAGUGUGGAGGGAGGAUACGGGUCAUUAGUGUUGCCGGCAGAGAGAGAUGCACCUCGGCGAUCCAGUCGGAACCUUCAGAUGGCUGAGUGUGGCUGCGGCUGCGACUGGGGCAACUUUACCGUUAUCUCCGUGUGUUGCUGCAUGUGUAAUUUAUUAUGAAUGCAUCGUGUGACAUUCUUUACAGAUUUGGACCUGUACGUUUGAUUUGUGGCGAGUGUGAAGUGGCUCGUUCAGGUGCCUUUCUGGAAGAAGACUGUGCAGUAGUGACUGAGCGUUAGGUCACUGCUAGUUAACAGUUUUGUAACUUCCUUUUUCACUUUUGUGCCACAUUGCUGUCAACAGAGUGAUACUGUUAUUUUUUUUUUCUUGCGACUAGUUUGUAAUAAAACUGAAUGAAGAUUUUUUACCACUUUA